AGGGAAGCAGCCCUUUCCCACAGCAUGAGGACCUGCUCCAGGGGCACAGCUGCGCCCAUCCUGCUCCUGCUGCUGCUGGGCACGGCGCCUGCCCGCGCCCAGCCCUCCUGCGUCCACUUCCCCGACCUCCUGCCUGCCAAGCUCAGAGAGCUGAGGGUCAAGUUUGAGGAAAUUAAGGAUUAUUUUCAAUCAAAAGAUGACGACCUCAGCAUCCAACUGCUCAGCUCCGACCUGCUGGAGGAAUUCAAGGGGAGCCUCGGCUGCCAGUCGGUGUCAGAGAUGAUGGGGUUCUACAUGGAGGAGGUGCUGCCCAGCGCAAUGAAGACCAGCACGCACCACCAGCAGAGCGUGGGCGACCUGGGCAACCUCCUGCUGAGCCUCAGGACCAUGAUGAGGCGCUGUCACAGAUUCUUCACCUGCGAGGACAGGAGCAGGAGCAUGAAGCACAUCAAGGAGACCUUCACUAAGAUGAACAAGAACGGAAUCUACAAGGCCAUGGGAGAGUUUGACAUCUUCAUCAACUACAUCGAGAAAUAUUUGAUGAUGAAGAGAAGGAAUUGAGAGCACCUCUGGGUCUGCAUCUUCCACACCAAAUCCUGCUACUUGUUCAAAAAUCACUUUAGGCUGCAAGAGCUCAAAUGAAGUUAUCUCAGGGUUCAGGUUAAUAACUUCAAGCUUAAUAUUGUAUUUAAAAGUUAUUUUUUUAAUAAUUGAAUUUAUUAUUUAUUACUUCAAAUACCUCAGUGUUGAUGUUUACAAUGUGUUUUGAAGAAAGGAGUGAUGAGCUUGUAAAUUACUAUUUAUUGUUCGAUAUUUUAAUACUGUUUAUCAUAGUGCUAUUUUAUUCAUAGCUUCAAAACAUCCAAAGCAGCAUUAUUCUGGAGGGCAGACAAUGAGCUGAGCUUAUCCUGAGUGCAAUUCCACUCCUGAUUAGAAGCAAUUCCAGCUCUCAGUUCAACAAAAUUUAAUUUUAAGCAAAUGAUCCUCUCCUCCUACCCUAUCUCUCUGUUUAUUUAUGCAAUCAGGUGCUUUUAUGUUUAGGAGGAGAACAAGCCACAGCAACAGCUUGGUUAACUCCACCUUAGACUUCAGCCUGUAGGUUAGUCCAGACUAAAUUUUAAAAAUUAGUAGUAGGAAUGAAAUGUUUGGUUCUAAUAGAACUUGACUUAAAUAUCGCUCAGCAUCUGCCUUCCAGAGCUGCUGGGUCGGCCACUCUGAACUUUCCAAAGUUAACCUUACUAUUUUCCAGUCUCUGAUUGGGUUUUGCUCACUGUUUUACUGUUGUUAAUCUCCUCGUAGAACUUAGAGGAUAUUUUAGUUAACCACCAUUUUAAGGUGGCUUGGGUAAUUUGCAUUCAAAUCCAUGCUCCCAGCACUGCCGAUAUUGGGAUUGGAUUUUUAAUCCCCACGAGCAGUGGGAGCAGCUCCAGUGCCCCAAAAGUGGCUGAUUUUAGGGCUCAGCUUCCUCCUCACCCCGGCGUGCUGCGCUGCCCCGGGAGGACACUGAGCCCGAGGAAAAGGCCACAACCCCAGAGAGGCUUUUACUUCUAACAUUUAGGAGUGAAAGGGCCCCCACCCGAUGAAACACUGCCAGUUUGGUGUUUGCCGUGCAAGUCCCGGCUGAGGAGAGGUUCUUUAUACCGCAUUUACUCUUUGUGGACAUUACGGAGGCGGCCCGCCCGCCCGGGAGCUCGGCAUCCCGGAGCAGGGCAGCAAC
Corvus hawaiiensis (hawaiian crow) is the source of this 1717-nucleotide messenger RNA. RefSeq names its product interleukin 10 (gene IL10). The coding region runs from base 25 to 561 and encodes 178 amino acids. Gene Ontology annotation, biological process: immune response. The transcript is spliced from 5 exons. Gene Ontology annotation, cellular component: extracellular region. Gene Ontology annotation, molecular function: cytokine activity. The record is from RefSeq and is a predicted model, not a curated record. Lineage: Eukaryota; Metazoa; Chordata; Aves; Passeriformes; Corvidae.